AUGACGUCCCCCUCAGGGCUCAGGCAUGUCCCCUACACUGCCGAAUCCAAUGGGCUAUCUGCGCCCCCUUCUCCAAUCCCAUCAGCAGUGCAGCACAAACAAAGAACAAUGGCAAGAUGGAGGCUUGAUCGGCAACGACCGAACCGCUCGUGGAGCCUGGGUUGUCGCUUGCUUUCCCCAGAAAGCUAUGUAAAAUGGAUCGGUCACAACUCACAAAGCAACCCUUCCAAGGCUUCCCGCUCGAGGCGACAGAUUCGAGAAGAAGAAGAAGAAGAAAAAAAACUCUGCUAG
Molecule: messenger RNA, 291 nt
Organism: Colletotrichum lupini
Lineage: Eukaryota; Fungi; Ascomycota; Sordariomycetes; Glomerellales; Glomerellaceae
Exons: 1
Coding region: 1-291 (96 amino acids)
Source: RefSeq, a predicted model, not a curated record